Molecule: messenger RNA, 1538 nt
Organism: Periophthalmus magnuspinnatus
Lineage: Eukaryota; Metazoa; Chordata; Actinopteri; Gobiiformes; Gobiidae
Gene: mblac2
Product: metallo-beta-lactamase domain containing 2
Exons: 3
Coding region: 202-1032 (276 amino acids)
Source: RefSeq, a predicted model, not a curated record
AGCCAAUAACAGCGGCUUUACGUCUGACGUCAUUUGUUUAGGUCCAAUGACCUCAUUCUCCUCCUCUAAGGGUGUGUCUGCGGCCACCAUCGCGUCACCCUCAAUGAAAACCACUACCUUUAGCAGGAAGGCUAGUAGCAGCUCUGAAACACCUGACUGCAAAAUCAUUCUGUAGCAGCUUUGACAGGUGCACACACUGGGAUGUCUGCGGCCGACUGGUACGCCCAUAAAUCGCUCGGGGAAGGACUCUUCUGGAUCCAGGAGCGGUUUUAUCAGUCAGACAACAGGGCCAACAUCUGGCUGCUGCGCGGUACACACCAGGACGUGGUAAUAGACACUGGCCUUGGCUUGAGGAGCUUACCUGAAUACAUCGACGCUAAAGGGCUACUGGGAAAAGACCCGCAGCGAAAGAACCCGCUGUUGGCCAUUGCCACCCACGCCCACUUCGACCAUUCCGGUGGCCUGCAUCAGUUCCAACAGGUGGGCGUCCACAGCGCAGAGGUGGAUGCUUUGGCAAACGGGGACAAUUUUGAGACGGUCACUUGGCUCAGCGACAGAGAAAUAACUGAAGCCCCCUGUCCAGGAUGGAGAGCAAGGAACUACAAAGUCAAGGCCGUGCAGCCAACCCAUAUUCUGCAAGAGGGUGAUGUAAUUAAUCUGGGGGACAGACAGCUGACAGUAUUGCAUAUGCCUGGUCACUCCCGAGGAAGCAUUUGUCUUCAUGACAGAGAGAACAAACUGCUCUUCAGUGGGGAUGUAGUGUAUGAUGGUGCCAUGAUUGACUGGCUGCCCUACAGUCACGUAAGUGACUAUAUCAGUAGUUGUGAGCGCCUUGUGGGUCUUGUGGACAGUGAACAGGUCGAUCAAGUGCUUCCUGGACACUAUAAUGCAUUUGGUGCAAAGCGUCUCCAUCGGAUUGCAACUGGAUACAUCAGCAGAGCAGACACCUGUCCUGCCAAGUUUUCCACAUUUGCUUGGAGGACACUUGCUGGUGUGGCUCUGCGAGCUUUCAACCCACGUAGUGCCUGCUAAUAAGAUGUAACACCUUAAGAAGCACAGCUGCACAGAAACGUGAAUGGACAGUAUAAGAGUCAAACGGGGUAAAUUAUCUUUGGGUUUAAUGUAAUAUUAUUCACUUAUGUAGCCCAGCACAACAUAUAAGAUUGCCAAACUUAAACGGCUUACAUAAGUCAAUAAUCAGCAAAAUAUUAAGCAUAUUAUACUAUAUAAAUGUAUUUAUUAAUGUUAUUCUGUAAAUAUUGUUUUUUUGUUAUUUAUGUAUCAAUGUGUUUUAUAUUUGAAAUGCUGUUAAGCUAUAAGAGCACACUAAUGGUAUUAGUACACUGCACUGCAAACAAAAAGCAGGAAGCACUGACAAUUCCUUUGACACGUUUGAAAAUGAGUAAGAGUGGCCAUAAUUCUAGUCUAUGCAUAUCACAGUGAACGCAGUGUCAACUACCUCCUUUGUAAGAGUGCUUUGUACUACAAAGAAACCCAAGGAUAUCGGCAUGGGCAAUAAAGCCUCUCUUGUAACUGCA